UAAUGGUAGGAUGACUUUAGCUGGUCUAUAGUAUACAGUCUUGUAAUGGUAGUAUGACUUCAGCUGGUCUACAGUAUACAGUCUGUAAUGGUAGGAGGACUUCAGCUGGUCUAUUUGAUCAUAUCUAAACAAAGCGUUCUGCUGUGAUCUACCCUGAAGGAGCAGAGCCAAGACUUGCCUUAUUCAUUCUUUAAUAAAUGGUUAAACAUAUUUGUACGAGGUGUUUCCUUUCUGAAGUAGUGAUUAUGUAGAAAACAUUUACUUGAGAAACAAACAUUCUUAGCCAGAGGUAGAGCUAGUUGCAAGAACGCUCGGGUCUCAAAGAGUUAAGUUGAAUAACAGGAUGUUAGUGUUGGACCUUGUCAUAUAAGGGCGAUGCUUUUUCUUCACGAGACACAACCCACAGUGAGACAUUCACAUGCAAACCAGGAGUCCGACCACAAUGGAGAUUGGUGACAUGAUUGAGAUAAACAGAGUUCAAUACAAACACUGGGCUCUGUACAUUGGACAUGGAAAGGUCAUCCAGUUGGUAACUCCAGAUGGACCUUCAAAAGUAGCUUUCUGCAGUUUUAGCUCAUCCAGCGGCAGUGUUGCCUGUAAAGGCACGAUUACAAUAGAGACAUUACAGGAUGUGACAGCAGGGAAUACUUACAAAAUCAACAACUACCUGGAUGACGAGUACAAACCAAGGAGGACUGACGUCAUUAUGGGGGAUGUGGACAAAAUGAGAGGCAGCACAAUAAAAUAUAACCUCCUUGGAAACAACUGCGAGCAUUUUGUUACUUUCCUCCGUUAUGGCAAAUCAAAGUCCAAACAGGCAGAUGACUUCCUGAAUAAUGUGUUAGCUGGUACUGCAGGUGUGCUUGGUGUACUGACUGCUGUUGCUGCUUCUACAGCUAAUGCAGCAAACACACUUAGUAAAUAAUUUCUUGGGUCAUUCAUGAGUCCAUGGAGAAUGUCAGUAAUGCAGAAUGUUGUGUAUUGUCUAAUGAAUAAAGGACCAUCUCAAAGACCAA
This is a messenger RNA of Oncorhynchus gorbuscha (pink salmon), 1016 nucleotides long. Its product is annotated as phospholipase A and acyltransferase 4-like. Gene Ontology annotation, molecular function: glycerophospholipid phospholipase A1 activity; A2-type glycerophospholipase activity. The transcript has 4 exons. Bases 419 to 925 code for a protein of 168 amino acids. Gene Ontology annotation, cellular component: cytoplasm. Lineage: Eukaryota; Metazoa; Chordata; Actinopteri; Salmoniformes; Salmonidae. Gene Ontology annotation, biological process: N-acylphosphatidylethanolamine metabolic process. The record is from RefSeq and is a predicted model, not a curated record.